GAUGAGCCAAUCAAGAGUGAACGUAGGAAAUAUCCAUCGUAAGAAACCAUGUCGUUUUCAGAGAAACCUUCGAAUCCUAAUAACCCAAUAGUCUUCUUUGAUAUAAAGAUUGGUACAGUGGAGGCAGGCAGAAUACAAUUUGAAUUAUUUGCAGAUUCAGUUCCAAAAACAGCACAAAAUUUCAGACAGUUUUGUACAGGUGAACAUAGAAGAGAUGGUGUUCCAAUUGGUUACAAAGGAUCAGUUUUUCAUAGGGUAAUAAAAGAAUUUAUGGUACAAGGUGGUGAUUUUGUGAAGGGAGAUGGAACUGGAAUGACUAGUAUUUAUGGUGGUCCAUUUGCUGAUGAAAAUUUUAAAAUGAAACAUACAGGACCUGGUAUUUUAAGCAUGGCCAACAGUGGAAGAGAUACAAAUGGUUGUCAGUUUUUUAUUACCUGUGCUAAAACAGAUUUCCUGGAUAACAAGCAUGUAGUUUUUGGAAAAGUUAUUGAUGGCCAUCUUGUUUUGCGGAAAAUAGAAAACGUUCCAACAGGACCAAACAACAAGCCUAAAAUACCUGUGACUAUAUCUCAAUGUGGUGAAAUGUGACAAAGGAGUUUGUGUUUUCACCAAAAAUGAGAAAAUACAUGCCAUACAACAAAAGAGGAUGUGGUUCAAUGUUUAGUACAAGCAUAUGUCACUGUUUUAAAAUUUGUAGAUAAACUGGUUCUUUUGCAAUGUUAAAUGUUAUAAGUCUGUGUGGGAUGGAAAAUGACAUCUAAUUUGAGAAUAUUGCUGGAUCAAAAAAUGAAAAUUCAAUAAUGCGUAGAUUUCUAACCCUGUAAAUAAAAACGAUUC
Lottia gigantea (owl limpet) is the source of this 837-nucleotide messenger RNA. RefSeq lists its product as hypothetical. Gene Ontology annotation, molecular function: peptidyl-prolyl cis-trans isomerase activity. Gene Ontology annotation, cellular component: intracellular membrane-bounded organelle. The transcript is spliced from 7 exons. The record is from RefSeq and is a predicted model, not a curated record. Gene Ontology annotation, biological process: protein folding; protein peptidyl-prolyl isomerization. Lineage: Eukaryota; Metazoa; Mollusca; Gastropoda; Lottiidae. Bases 49 to 588 code for a protein of 179 amino acids.